Messenger RNA from Rotaria sp. Silwood1, 390 nucleotides. The record is from the annotation of a GenBank genome assembly. NCBI's taxonomy places the organism in Eukaryota, Metazoa, Rotifera, Eurotatoria, Philodinida, Philodinidae.
AUGGGAACAAUUCAUUAUUUAUCACCUGAAAUUCUUGAAACGCCACCACAUAUUUGUUCAAUUCAAAGUGAAUUAUGGGCUGUAGGAAUAACUUUAAUUGAAAUUGUUAAUGGUCAACAUCCAUGGCCUAGUGCAAAUUUACUUGAUCACUUGAUAAAAAUCAAUAGUUACAAUCCAACAAUUUCUAAUAAGAUUAUUUCGAAAGAAAUCGAAGAUUUCAUUUUACGCUUAUUGAAACGAAAUGCUCAAGAUCGUCCAAUUUCUUACAAUGAAAUUCUUAAUAUGUCAUUUAUCAAGAGAAUUCCAAAUGAACCAACAAUCAAUGAAUUAAACUUUAUUAGAUCAAUAAUCGAAAUUAUUCAAGAAUUUGCCAUUGAAGUUAAAGAAUGA